Molecule: messenger RNA, 1941 nt
Organism: Rhizopus microsporus ATCC 52813
Lineage: Eukaryota; Fungi; Mucoromycota; Mucoromycetes; Mucorales; Rhizopodaceae
Product: 70 kDa heat shock protein 2
Exons: 2
Coding region: 1-1941 (646 amino acids)
Biological process (GO): vesicle-mediated transport; cellular response to unfolded protein; protein refolding
Cellular component (GO): cytosol; nucleus; cytoplasm
Molecular function (GO): ATP-dependent protein folding chaperone; heat shock protein binding; ATP hydrolysis activity
Source: RefSeq, a predicted model, not a curated record
AUGACUACUAAAGCUGUUGGUAUUGACUUGGGUACUACUUACUCUUGCGUUGGUGUAUGGCAAAAUGAUCGUGUAGAAAUCAUUGCAAACGACCAAGGAAACCGUACGACUCCUUCUUAUGUCGCUUUCACUGAUACUGAACGUUUAAUUGGUGACGCGGCAAAGAACCAAGUUGCUAUGAAUCCACACAACACCGUUUUCGAUGCUAAGCGUAUGAUCGGUCGCCGCUUUAAUGACCCCGAAAUUCAAGCUGAUAUGAAGCAUUGGCCAUUCAAGAUUGUUGACAAAGAUGGCAAGCCUAACAUUCAAGUUGAACACAAAGGAGAAACCAAGACAUUCACUCCCGAAGAAAUCUCAUCCAUGGUUCUUACUAAAAUGAAAGAAACUUCAGAAUCUUAUCUUGGCACUACUGUUUCAUCUGCAGUAAUCACUGUCCCUGCUUACUUUAACGAUUCACAACGUCAAGCUACAAAGGAUGCUGGUACCAUCGCUGGCUUAAACGUUCUUCGUAUCAUUAACGAGCCUACUGCCGCUGCUAUUGCCUACGGUUUGGACAAGAAGACCAAAGGCGAGGCCAACGUCUUGAUCUUUGACUUGGGUGGUGGUACUUUUGAUGUCUCUCUCUUGACCAUUGAGGAAGGUAUCUUUGAAGUCAAGGCUACGGCUGGUGACACACACUUGGGUGGUGAAGAUUUUGACAACCGUCUUGUUGAUCACUUUAUUCAAGAAUUCAAGCGCAAGUUCAAGAAGGACAUCUCUGGUAACGCUCGUGCUGUUCGUCGUCUUCGUACUGCUUGUGAACGUGCCAAGCGUACUUUGUCCUCUGCCGCGCAAACUUCCAUUGAAAUCGACUCUCUCUUUGAGGGUAUUGACUUUUACACUUCCUUGACUCGUGCUCGUUUCGAAGAAUUGAACCAAGACCUGUUCCGUAGCACUAUGGAGCCUGUCGAGAAGGUCCUUCGUGAUGCCAAAAUUGACAAAUCACAAGUUCACGAUAUCGUCCUUGUUGGUGGAUCUACUCGUAUCCCCAAGAUUCAAAAGAUGGUCUCUGACUUCUUCAAUGGCAAGGAACCUAACAAAUCUAUUAACCCUGAUGAAGCUGUCGCUUAUGGUGCUGCUGUCCAGGCUGCCAUCUUGACCGGUGAUACGUCUGAAAAGACUGACUCUCUCUUGCUUUUGGAUGUCGCUCCUCUUUCACUUGGCAUCGAAACCGCUGGUGGUGUGAUGACACCCUUGAUCAAGCGUAACACAACUGUGCCUACAAAGAAAUCUGAGAUCUUCUCUACCUAUGCUGAUAACCAGCCUGGUGUGCUCAUUCAGGUGUAUGAAGGUGAACGUGCUCGUACAAAGGAUAAUAACCUUCUUGGCAAAUUUGAGCUCACGGGUAUUCCACCUGCUCCUCGUGGUGUACCUCAGAUUGAAGUUACCUUUGAUGUUGAUGCAAAUGGUAUUUUAAAUGUUUCUGCUCUUGACAAGACUACUGGUAAAUCUAACAAGAUCACAAUUACCAACGAUAAGGGUCGUCUUUCCAAGGAAGAAAUUGAACGUAUGGUUAAUGAAGCUGAGAAGUACAAGGCUGAAGAUGAAGCCGCAGCUGCUCGUAUCCAAGCUCGAAACGGUCUCGAAUCUUAUGCAUACAACCUUCGUAACACACUUCAGGAAGAGAAGGUUGCUUCCAAACUUGAUGCUGCUGAUAAAGAAAAGCUUGAAAAAGCGGUGAAUGAGACAAUUGAAUGGUUGGAGAACUCACAAGAAGCCUCAAAGGAAGAAUAUGAAUCUCACCAGAAGGAAUUAGAAGACGUUGCUAACCCCAUCAUGAUGAAGAUGUAUCAAGGCGCUGGUGGUGCAGGUAUGCCUGGGGGCGCUCCUGGUGGAUUCCCUGGUGCUGGUGCAGCUGGUGCAGGCGGUGACAGUGGACCUACUGUUGAAGAAGUUGACUAA